AUGAAACUGACCCCUCCAAGGCAAGACGUCCUCGCCAUCGCAUUGUAUCAGCUCUGCGUCUCCGUCUGCUUUAUCCUAUCCACCUUCUACCAUACGUUUUCAGACCACAGCCCAGGCGUGCACAAAUUCGGGAACGAGCUGGAUCAUCUAGGCAUUGUCCUCGUGAUGUGGGGGACUGGCAUGUCUGGGACAUAUUUCGCAUUCUACUGUCACCAAGCCCUGCGCAACAUCUAUUUUGGAUUUCUCACUACGACCGGGCUUGGCUGUGCAGUAUUCACUCUCAGGCCCAAGUUUCGCCAGCCAGAAUAUCGGACGACCAGGUUCCUCAUGUACUGCUUCCUCGGGGCAAGCCUCUUCGGUCCAGUGGCGCAUGGCCUCCUGCGUUUCGAAUCCGAGCUUGAGGAAAUGAUGGGCCUCAAGUCCUUUCUCGGAUUGGCGUUGAUCAACUUCUCUGGAGCAGCUGUAUAUGCGGCCAGGGUUCCAGAGAGAUGGUAUCCGAAGACGUUCGAUCUUCUCGGGCAGAGCCAUAACUGGAUGCAUGUUUUGGUACUGACGGGGGCAUUGCUGUGCAGCAUGGAACAGCCCUUCUCGACCUCCAAGGUCACAGUCGAUUAUUUUGACCCUCACGACGUCUACAAGCUCCUUGCCCCCGGGCUGAUACCACGACUCCCCCUGCACAACCUACACUGGCAAUCGCACGCUGGCCCUCUGCGAUCUAUCGAAACCCUCCAUGUCGAGCUCGUCGACGCCCUCGCCGCCGCCAAAGCCCCGAAGCAGAGGCAGCCUUCCAUAACACCUUCCUUGGGCGCUGGCGGGGAGGAUGGCUUCCAGACACAGUCUGUUGCAGGCGGCAACAGACUAACUGCCGACCCUGAAGAUGCAUUCCCAUCCAAGCCAUACUCGCCCGGCUACGGCCCUUCCGCUGCAAAUGUUAGACGGCACCAGAUACCAGGCUUGCGGCGCACACCAUACCUCAAGGUGCUGUUCGUGCGGUGCGAUGAUAACGACCAGUACAAAUCAACAGUGCGCUCUGAGAUACGCGACUGGCUCAAAGAGCACGCUACACCGGCCUCAACGACCAACAGCAAGAAAGACACGCGGACGCCUUCCGAGAACCAUGAUGCAUGCGAAUUAUUGAUUAUACAUGUCGUCGUGCCAAACACCGUGGCCGCUACCCAGCCUAGGACGACCGGCAGCGGAGGCGACAGAGGCGCUGACGGCAGCUCUAAUGCGUUGCCAGUUACAAAGACUACAUCUAGAUGGGGCAAAAAUACUACACCACUUCUAGAAAGGCUCAAGAGUGACUUUGGAAGCUCUUCCAAGGCAAAUGUCGAUAGGAUAGCGCAGAUCCGCAUCGGUAUCAACGAUGUGCCCUACGAUCUCCUUCCCAGAGUUGUGCCCGCCGUGCCCACGGGCUACAUGGAGACAGAGGAAGAUGCCAAAGUUGCGUGGGCCGAUCUCAUCGAUAAGUUGAAGAGACUGAUCUUGUCGAGCUUCGACAUGAGGGUCAGCCAGUACGAGGAAGACAUCAAGGAAAAGGAUGCCCAGAGAAGCCUACCCGGCUGGAACUUCUGCACCUUCUUUAUUCUGAAGGAAGGGUUAGCAAGGGGCUUUGAGAGUGUAGGGCUGGUGGACGACGCUCUUGUCGGAUAUGACGAAUUAAGUGUCGGGUUGGACACGAUAAUACAGGAACAGGCCGUCGCAGACAUUGCGGAGGCUCAUGGAGGCUCAUUGCUCUCGCACACCCCGGAACUCAAGAAGAUCGCGCAAAUGGCAGUGGCGGCCGCGAGCUCAGGGACCAUGGAAUUCGAAGAUGAAGAAACCGUGGAUCUGCAGUCUACCAAGGAACAGGAACCUGCCGAGAAGUUCGACGACAUUCCCAUCUCUGUCAUCAAGAAGCCCUAUCGAGAGCUCAUCCUAGCAAACAAUGUCUCGAUAUUCGAUUUCAGGUGCUACAUAUUCGCACGCCAGAUCGCUUUGCUUCUCCGCCUGGGUAACGCUUGGUCUACAAGGGAAGAGCUGCUGGCCAAAGUCAAAGAACAGCAGGAAUCCAUUCUACAUGGCGUCGCGCCACGGGCGCCACCGCCUCAGCCAGCGGACGAGUCCGAGAAUCUUUCUAUGCUCGCAGAAAUAUGCAAGCGCACCCUCGAAUUCAUACCUGCUGUCUCUCAGGUCAUGCGCCGGGAUGUAAUCGCGGCCUUGGCGGAACAACGCAAGCUCGAGGCUGGCGGUGUGACGCCCAAGACCACGAUACCCUACGAGAACCUGGUAUCAGAGGUGGCCGAGAAUAUCGUUGCCUCUUUCGCAUUCUCGAUAGCACAACAAAUCCUUGCACAGACAUCUACUAAGGCCUUGCCCGUUCCCCCAGCGACCACGUCUCCCACUAGCGAUGAACCAGAGCAGAAGUCCAGAGAGUCGAUGCCAGAGCCCAAGACGAUGAUGCAUCCUGCGAGGACAACUUCUCUCAGAGUUUCAACAACAGGGGAUGGUCGCUUGCCGCCCCUGCCUAGUCCCAACAUAUUCCCCGGCCCUGGCAAUCGCAGAGCGAGCGCGGCUGAUGUGCAGGAUACAAUAAAUCAAAAACAACAAAAAGCCGGGCAGGAAGAUUUAGCCGCUAGGAGAGCUGAACUUUAUGCCUUGUCAAGGAAUAUACUCGAGGAGUGCGGCAAGAAACGAGGCUGGAGCGAUGGGUGGUCUUCUGCGCCAGUGAUAGGAGAAACCGGAUUGCAGGAUAUGGAGGAUGUCAGCCUUGACGAUGACCUGCCGCCCAGUCCCUCAGGGCCCGUGAAGACGCCAUUCUCAGAUCCUUCAUCAGAACUCACCCUUGCAGGGAUCGACAACAAGCUGCUUCGGACGGCUCUUGACACCAAGGAGGACUUUUACCGCUUGUACGAAAUGCUCACAGACAAAUCGUUGCGUCACUAUACUGUCGCGGGCCACACACAUUCUGUCUUGGCGAACAUGGCGGACCUUGCUGUCAUGAAAUACUACCUGGAAGACUACUCCGCCGCAGCAUCAUACUUCCUCCGGACGACACCGUUCUACGGAGAGAGUGGCUGGAGCUUACUCGAGCUGUCUAUGCUUGUCAUGUACUCGAAGUGUCUACGAGAACUGAAGAGGAAUGACGUAUAUGUCCGAGUGAUGCUCAAGUUACUUUCAAAAGCGGCAAACUCGGAAAAGGAUAGGAUCGAGGAAAGGGGCUCGAUCAAAGUAAGCCAGAAAACGGCCAAGGAAUAUGCAGAGAACGAGGUUUUCAAGGGUUUUCUACCAGACUUUCUAGCUGCUGCCAAAUCUUUCGACAAGGAGGUUAAGCAUUCCCUUCAGAAUUUCUUCACCCAUAUUGAGGUCGAGGGCACACCGGCAUACGAUGAUGAUCAAGACAGCUUCAGCUUGACCCUUGUGCUACGGAGCGUUCUUGCUGAUACGCUGCCUGUGGACAAGGCUUUUCUGCGGAUUAUCACCACUGGUGGACGCGAGAUGUGGCUCGAAAGCAGCGAAAAGCUGGAAUUGAGUCCUGGGCGGAAUAAGAUUUCCCUACGAUGCAUGGCAAUGAGCCCAGGUACGUAUGAGGUCGACCGGGUCCAGUUGAACAGCGGGCCCUUGAAGCUCAGUCUCGAGCGGCAGGCUUUCCAGCCUGUCGAGCGUGAUGCGGUGAAUCUGAGGAACCCUUAUGUGUCAUUGUAUCAACGUGCCGACACGCUUGACUUGCGAGUCGAGCCGUCGAUGGUAACACAACUUGAUCGGAACUUUGCGAUGGACCUGGAAUUGACGACAGGAUGGAAUGAGGUAGAGACGUGUGAAAUACGCGUUCGUUCUGCGACCGGGGGACUCCGACUUCUCACAGCGGAGGCUCAAAUACUCGGUGAUGAGGAGCACAAGCAGCCGCCAUCGUCUGAGCCGGGCCUCUUUGUCUUCGCAUCACUGUCGGCCAGGUCCUCAGUCAAGGCCCGGAUUCCAUUCACCACCGAGCAGGACGUUCCAAACAUCGCGGUAAAAGUCGAGGUCAAAUACACGACCUCCCGGGGAACGUUCACCCUGUCCAAAACGCCAUCAAUAUCACUGGCCCUGAAGUUGGGGGUCAAUGUGCAGGAUGUGUUCAAGCAUGCUGCCCUGUUUUCUCGUUUCACUGUGUCCACGGCAUCACACAGUCCACUCCGGCUUUUCAAGUCAGAGCUCAUUCAAUCUGAUAUCUUUGAGUCUCGUUUCGGAGUGCCACCUGCGAAUCCAGUCGUCAUUUUCCCAAAGCAACCGGCCAGCCUCAUCUACCGCAUUAAUCGUAUUCCUGGAUCCAGAAUUGGUCCUAACACGAAUAAGACCAUGUACUUGAAGCUGUCCUAUAGCGUCCUGCUGGAUGAGAUCCGGGAUAAUAUCCGUGACUCACUGACGGCUGCAUUGAAGGGCACUGAAUGGUGGAAGUACAGCAGGCUCAUCGUCGCUAGCGUAUUGGAGCGGGUGAAAAGCGAUCUCACGGCUUAUGACCUUGAGAGGUCUGCGACGCUGGGCGAGCUACCUCUGAGCUUUCUGACGGAGGCAAAGUGGCAGAAGCAGUUCUAUGGCCUGGGCACAACACCUACUGGAGAAAGCAUCCCAACACUUCUAGCCCGGUUCAUCGUCAACUGGACAGGGAAAACCCCAAAGAUCCCAGCAAUGCGACAAGUUGACUCUACACAACAGCAGUCGAUUCUCAUCCCUGUCGACGUGCCAUCUAUACCGGUUGUCCAUACCGCCGACAUUCGCCUACAACGACCCGUCCCAUCUCUUGUCGAGCCUGCAGACGAGCUCGAAGCACCAGUGGUCUGCGUCAACCAAUUACUCCCGGCGACGUUGCACCUCAAGUGGACACGCGUCUGGGACACAGGCAGACUCGAUACCGCCAACAGGGCUGGCACAUCUGCCGAAGAGGCUUCCGGAGACGAGUUCAGCUACGAGGUCACAGCGCCCGGGGACACAUGGCUCGUCGGCGGGAGGAAGAAGGGCCACUUCGUCAUCCCUGCCUCCGCCUCUACCAACGAGGACGGCGAUCUGAUAAGCUCCUCGCCAAUCAACGAGGCUGACAUCCCACUCGUGCUUAUCCCGCUCCGGGAGGGCUACUUGCCGUAUCCUAGUGUCGAAGUCAGGGAAAGCAGCAGUCCCACAGAGACCAAUGGCGGCGAGGGGCACGGCCAUGGCCACAGUCAGGUUCAGGGAAGGAAGAGCCCUGCCAUCAUUGGGCACUGUGAGACGGACUACAGGAACCUGGGUGAGACGGUGCGGGUUGUUGCGGACAGAAGGAGGGUCACUGUCUCGCUGGAUGCUAGUGGAGCAGGAGGUGGUCCAUUGGUCCUUGACAGCGAGAGGGUCGUCGGGAAGGAGAUUGGGAGGGUUGUUGCGUAG
This is a messenger RNA of Diaporthe amygdali, 5373 nucleotides long. RefSeq lists its product as uncharacterized. Gene Ontology annotation, biological process: early endosome to Golgi transport; intra-Golgi vesicle-mediated transport. Gene Ontology annotation, cellular component: membrane; TRAPPII protein complex. NCBI's taxonomy places the organism in Eukaryota, Fungi, Ascomycota, Sordariomycetes, Diaporthales, Diaporthaceae. The record is from RefSeq and is a predicted model, not a curated record. The transcript has 4 exons. Bases 1 to 5373 code for a protein of 1790 amino acids.